Punica granatum (pomegranate) is the source of this 924-nucleotide messenger RNA. The record is from RefSeq and is a predicted model, not a curated record. NCBI's taxonomy places the organism in Eukaryota, Viridiplantae, Streptophyta, Magnoliopsida, Myrtales, Lythraceae.
AAGCCCUUCUCCUCCCCGCACCACUCCAGCCACUUCCAUGGCAACAUAUAUUAAGAACUCACUGGUUAUUCCCCUUCGUAUCAACGAAAACGAUAACAUUUCUCGGGACACACUGAAACAUGGGAAUGCGGGCACUUCCCCUGCCUUCCCCCAACGCUGGCUUCGGGGGAGCUGCAGUAAAGAGCUUCUCUAGUUAUGGUGGGCUCAACAGGGGUUGCGUCCCUCGGGUUGCGGUUUCGGCGAAGAUGGAGAAGGACAAGAAGGAAGAGGGAGAGCCCAAUAAGAGGAAGCAGUCCCUGUUCGGGAGCGUGACGGAGGCUCUUGAUUUUUCCCAGGUCAGGUCGGCGGAGGAUGCCGCACUCCUCGAAGAGGCCAGGGAUGCCACUAGUUCCGGCAGCAGAAUGUCCCGAGAGCAGUAUGGAGCUCUCAGAAGGAAGAUUGGAGGGACAUACAAGGAUUUCUUCAAGUCCUACGUUGAUGUGGACGGGCAAUACGUCGAGGAGGGUUGGGUCGACAAGACCUGCAAGAUCUGCAAGAAAGACACGAGGGGAGAGGCGAGGCAAGUCGACAAGUUUGGGAGGUACGUGCACGUGGCUUGCUUGGAGCAGAAAUCCAAGUCGGGGAACUUCUUUACUAGGCUCUUCUCGAGAUGACUACAGGAAACGGGAAAGGACUGUUUUCUUGUCCAUCAUUGGUCUUCAUUUACACUCGACAUCUAUACUUGAUAGGAAUUGACUGGACAUUUCUCUUCCAUUUCGGAUUUGGUGGUGGCAAGUACAAUCUUGUAACACAAUCUUGGAACGGAUUUGUAUUUCAGAUAGUGGGAGUUGUUCAAAUUUCAAUUGAGAUCCCGUUUCUUAAUCCGUUCUGCUCCAAGGAAUCUGACCUAAUUAAUGACAUUGUUAAAUCCCGACCCGGGCUGAA